AUGUCUCUUUUGCCCCCAACCAAGCUUUUUUCAGACAGAACUACCCCCCCUCAACAGAUAAAAUACAACAUGCCACUAACAUCAGUUCAGAGCAGAGUUUCGUUCACAGGUAGAGCCUUGUGGGAUCUAGAUCUGCUAUAUAAAUCGCGAUCAAGUGUAGAGCACGAGGUCGAGAAGAGUGAGGUUGCCUUCCACAUCCGAGCCCUUUGUUGCCUGAGCACGUCGUUGGAAUCAUGCGUGAAACAUACCUCCACGGUGCCACCUCUCUCGACCGCUGUCGUGCGUCUAGAAAUUCUCCGGUUGUUGUCGCCGGAGGAGACGGCCGUCGGAAAGGGAUGCGGUCGAGAUGGAUCGACGGCUGUAGAGAUCGAACGCCAGUCGCCGGAAAAAGGAUGCGGCUGCCAUACCUUUAGCGAUGGCCGCCGGGGGUGGUCGAGCAUCUGGUGGUGGCCGGGUUCACUGUGUGUUCCGCCAGAAAGUGAUGCGGCCGAGAUGGAGCGAUGGCUGUAG
Molecule: messenger RNA, 510 nt
Organism: Striga asiatica
Lineage: Eukaryota; Viridiplantae; Streptophyta; Magnoliopsida; Lamiales; Orobanchaceae
Source: the annotation of a GenBank genome assembly